AUAAAGUGCAUUUCAUUCAUAGACGAGGAGGUGAAUAACAUGACGUGAGAAAGUUAAUUUCGAAUCAAAAAUCCCGAUUCACAAUUAACCAAAAUUUGGCAAUGCUUGCCUCCCAAGUGAAAUUAGUAGAUCUGUAUAUCUUGAUAGCUACAACAAUCCUAUUUUCAACAUGUCACAAGUGCUCAGCUUUCAACAAUAGAUUUUCCGGGCUCUAUCAACAUGGAGCACUUGUCUUGGGAAUGUUGUCCGGAAGUAAUCCGUACAUGACGAGUGCUUCCUCGUCCCAUAUUCCCCAUUACCAUUAUCCCUUUGUUAUCAGCGAUGACUACACUCCAACGAAGGCACGAUAUCCAUCUGCAUCAAUUAGCAGUGAUGGACGGUAUAGUCAUCUUCUAAAUGGAAUGAGUUAUAUGAAACGGAAUCGCAGGUCUGAUGACGCAUCAACUCUUUUGGGAUAUCGGCCAGUGAGACACCACGAGGAGGACAAAGGUCCCGACAGCACCUUGAGCUUUCUUUUGCAGAUGCUGGGUGGUGGAAAAUCAAAAGUGGGACAAGCUGAAUCAAGCAAUUAUUAUCGCGUCAAGUCUCGGAAUCAUUAUCCAAAUCCAAACGUUGUGGGUCACCAGCAUGGCCCAUUUCCACUUGCAAAUCAGCCAAUUCCAUCAAUUCUCCAACAUCCUCUCUUUCAAAUUGUCCCCCUGCUAGUAAUUGAAAAACGGUUCAAAAUUCGGAGACCACCACCAGGCAGACCUUUUCAGCACCAUUAUCACCCUUUCCCCCCUCCAUUUUUUCAUCACAAUUCUCCGCAAUCUCAUCCACCUAUUCUUCAAAACAGCAGAGGUCAUCCUCCUAUUCACUCAAAAAUAAUAUUUCCGAGUGAAAAUCUAGAGUCAAACUAUAAAACUUUAGGACAAUUUCAAACUAUCGGCGAAGAGAAGAAUGGACCUAUAAUUCCUGCUCAUUUACAUCCAUUCAUUGUUCACCAACCUGUUAAUACCCCACAAUACACAACGGUGCAACAACACAAGUCAGUUAGCAAUUUCAAGAUAAACCAACCCCUGGAGAACUCCGACAUCGGCGAUUAUCCUAUUGUAGGAGCUUUAAAGGAUUACACUCCCCAUGUAAAAUUUCCUGAUGGAUUGGACAAUACUGAUGCUGACUUAUCAUCAUUUUAUCAUCCUUAUAGAAAUGGUCAUCAUUAUGACUCCACGACGGGCCCUGAUGUCAACAACUUUUUCCCACUACAAGGCUCAGAGUCAGAGUCCAAGCCCAUAGUCUCGAAUACAACGGUCUCAUCAUCAUCUUCCAACAAAUCAAAAUUUAAACGAAGAAAUGAUUUCGGCAAAUUAGUUAGCUCCACCAAAAAUACAAAUAGUACUUCUGUGAUAUGGGUGGAAGGGAAGCCACUCAAGAUUCCAAAUUUCAUGCCGAUAUCAUUUGCAGCUAGCAGCGUGUGAAAAUGGGAGAAAAAUUAAAAUAGAUUUAAUUUACAAUAUAAUAAUUUUAAGUGCGUAUGUAUACUUAUGCCUUUUUUGAAUCAUUUUAUCUACCCUUAUAUUACAAUGAACAAAAAUAUGUAUUAAUGAAUGUGUAUAACAACCGAAUUCUUCUCAAUAGGCAGGUAAGUAGAUAGCCAGUUAUGCAGACAGUAGACGAUACAAGAAAUAUGCACCAUCGAUUGGUCCCAAUCUUAGAUUAUAAUAUUAACCAAUGGAUUUGGUCCCAAUGAAUUUUAUAAUUUGCA
Molecule: messenger RNA, 1744 nt
Organism: Folsomia candida
Lineage: Eukaryota; Metazoa; Arthropoda; Collembola; Entomobryomorpha; Isotomidae
Exons: 2
Coding region: 102-1457 (451 amino acids)
Source: RefSeq, a predicted model, not a curated record